Messenger RNA from Stegostoma tigrinum, 7330 nucleotides. RefSeq names its product copine-8. Gene Ontology annotation, molecular function: calcium-dependent phospholipid binding. Gene Ontology annotation, cellular component: plasma membrane. Bases 686 to 2359 code for a protein of 557 amino acids. NCBI's taxonomy places the organism in Eukaryota, Metazoa, Chordata, Chondrichthyes, Orectolobiformes, Stegostomatidae. The record is from RefSeq and is a predicted model, not a curated record. The transcript has 20 exons. Gene Ontology annotation, biological process: cellular response to calcium ion.
AUGAGGGGGUAUUUCCUUGUGAACAUCGGGAGAACCCAAGGGUGAAACCGGAAGUGGAUUGGUCCUUUGAACUUCACUCUUAAUUCAGAGAGACAAUAAUUGUGUUCUGUUUAAGUCGUGGACUGAAAAAUAUUCGCGAAUUGAGAAAAAUAUUUUGGUUCUUUAGGAAAGGAACAGUUGAUGCUGUGUACUGUCUAUCAUGUUAAUGCCUUUCUGGAUUCCGGUGUUAGAGAUGUUUGCAGACAUUGAAAGAAUCGUCACAUUUCUUGAGGCAGCUCCAAGAUGUUUAUUUCUGAUCAAGAGCUUUCCAUUAAAACGAAGUUUGAAUUGCAACGAAAGGCAACACAUGCAGGCUUCUCUGUAUUAACGUAAGGUUUGCUCAAACAAAAAAAAGGCACGCAAUCCGGAUUUCAUAAUCAUAUUUCACAUCCUCUCUUUAAAUGUACCCCCACCCCCUGCAGGUUUGUAAAAAUGCCUGCGCUCCUCCUCUCCCAGCUGGUUUAGUUGGGGUUUCUAAUGCAGACACAGCUCAAAUGCUGCUGAUUCCUGCUCCUCCUCUCUCUCUGAGACGUUUUCUUGUAUUUGUUAUGAAGUGACAUCACCAGUAUAUACACACACACUAACCCGAACCGAGGAGUGGAGCCGUCCGGCGCUUCAGGCUUUUGCAGUCGAGAGCUACAGGAAUAUGGCGUCCAUAGGAGACUUCGAUCCCCUGCACGCCAACAUCCCGGCCACCAAAGUCGAGAUCACCAUCUCAGGCAGGAAUCUUUUGGACAGAGAUACAUUUUCUAAGUCGGAUCCAAUUUGUGUUUUAUAUUUGCAAGGAAUUGGGAACAAAGAAUGGAGAGAGUAUGGAAGAACAGAAGCAAUUGACAAUACAUUGAACCCAGAUUUUGUGAGAAAAUUUCUUCUUGAUUACUUCUUUGAAGAACGUCAGAAUCUCCGAUUUGAUUUGUAUGAUGUUGAUUCAAAGAGUUCAAAUUUAUCGGAACAUGACUUUCUGGGUCAAGCAUUCUGCACGUUGGGAGAGAUAGUUGGUUCACAGGGAAGCAGACUGGAAAAACCUCUUGUGGGAAUUCCUGGAAAGAAAUGUGGAGCAAUAAUUCUCACAGCAGAAGAAUUGAGCAAUUGCCAUGAUGUUGCGGUGAUGCAGUUUUGUGCCAACAAAUUAGAUAAAAAGGAUUUCUUUGGAAAGUCAGACCCCUUUCUUGUAUUUUACAGAAGCAAUGAGGACGGAACGUUUACCAUUUGUCACAAGACAGAAGUUGUAAAGAAUACCUUAAACCCAGUGUGGCAGGCCUUCACAAUCCCUGUGCGUGCGCUCUGCAAUGGGGACUUUGACAGAACUAUCAAAGUGGAAGUGUACGACUGGGACAGAGAUGGAAGCCAUGAUUUUAUUGGGGAAUUCACCACUAAUUACAGAGAACUUUCAAGGGGACAGUCACAGUUCAAUGUAUACGAGGUGUUAAAUCCAAAGAAGAAAGCAAAGAAGAAAAAAUAUAUAAAUUCUGGAACAGUAACAUUGCUUUCCUUUGCAGUUGAAACUGAAUGCACGUUCCUUGAUUACAUCAGAGGAGGGACACAAAUCAAUUUCACAGUGGCUAUUGAUUUUACAGCAUCUAAUGGUCACCCUGCCCAACCAACCUCUCUCCAUUACAUGAACCCUUAUCAACUUAAUACUUAUGCCAUGGCAUUGAAAGCUGUAGGAGAAAUCAUUCAGGACUAUGACAGUGACAAGAUGUUCCCAGCCUUAGGAUUUGGUGCCAAGUUGCCUCCGGAUGGGAGAAUUUCACAUGAAUUUGCAUUGAAUGGAAACCCUCAUAAUCCAUAUUGCCAAGGAAUUGAUGGGGUUAUGGAAGCUUACUACCAGAGUCUAAAGUCUGUGCAACUCUACGGACCGACCAACUUUGCCCCUGUAAUUAAUCAUGUAGCAAGGUAUGCUGCCUCUGUAAACGAUGGAUCACAAUAUUUUGUUCUUCUUAUUUUAACUGAUGGAGUCAUCUCAGAUAUGGCACAGACAAAAGAAUCCAUUGUCAAUGCUGCUUGUUUUCCAAUGUCGAUAAUUAUUGUUGGGGUUGGACCUGCAGAAUUUGAUGCAAUGGAGGAAUUAGAUGGGGAUGAGAUUAGAAUAUCAUCACGAGGAAGAUAUGCUGAGAGAGACAUAGUUCAGUUUGUGCCUUUCCGGGACUAUGUUGACAGAACUGGAAACCAUGUGCUGAGCAUGGCUCGACUUGCAAAGGAUGUCUUAGCUGAGAUUCCGGAACAGUUUCUCUCUUAUAUGAAGUCAAGAGGAAUUAAGCCUUCUCCUGCUCCACCCCCCUACACUCCUCCAGGUUAUCCUUUGCAGACACAGCUUUAACACAGGCUGAUUCCAACAUUCCCAUUUGUCACUGAUGACCUGAACUAUUUUGAGUGGUGGAUUCUGCCGCUUUUUUUAAAAUCAGGUUGCUAUACAAAGACUUAUGGGUGUUGUCAGCUCUCCACUCAGAAAGCAUCCAAGAGUUUCUGCUGGAUUCAGAUUGCAUGGUUUCAAGAAUAUUAUCAUCAGGCAAAGACUAGAGAGAGGGUGCAUAAAGAAAAGUGAUUUUCUUAAGGCAGAGAGAAGAUCCUUGCACUUCUAUCUCAAUCAUCUCCUUUGAAACAAUGGGAAUUGUGGACUUUGCUGAAGAAGCAGAUGCUUUGUCAAAAUUGUUAUGACAUGAUAAAAUGAAAGAAGUUUGUUUGAAAAUUAACAGAAAUUGAAGUUCCAGCUUAUUGUAAAUAACUGAGAAUGUUCAGUUCUUAUUCUUUGAAUGUUUACAUGUUGACUUUUUACAAUUGAAUCGUUUUUAUAGACAUAUACUUCCUGUAAACACAGUUUUAAAUAUUGUUAUAAUUGUGAUUUGCUAGGUGUUACACCUCUAUUUACUAAUGAUUAACUCAGAUGUUCUGGUGCACUGGUGAAUCUCAAAUGAUAGGCCACAUGAUCUGGUUAGCAGUUGGUUGACAAUAGACCUGACUGCUUCCUAGUGACCACUACCUGACACUUGCAAUUACACCUCAAAAAUGAUAGUCUCCCAACCAACUCAAUUGGUCAACCUUUUUGUUAUUUCACCACUCUGACAGCACAAGUGCUUCACUCUGAAAAUAAAGGCAUGGGAGAAGGAAGAAAGACAGAGGAGAGAUUGGAAAACACCAAAAAUAUUGACAAUGCAGGCAUUACAGUCUAAUCCAUAACUUUUUUGUGGGCAAUAAACUGUUUGAUGGAGGAAGACCUGGAUAAGUUUGAGAACCACUACACUAUACCACGCCAAUAAUGUGCAAGCCUGAACCCACCAGGUAAAUGUGCCAGGAAAGUAACUGCACAGGUAUAUGUUCUUGUGCUCAUUUAUUGAAUUCCCCAUUAUUUUGUAAUAUGCUUGAUCAGAUCUUACAGCACGUGCCCUAGCUGCAUGGACACUUUUUUGGAAGAGAAAUGCACUUUUGUGAGUAGUGUGCUAGAUUAAAUACAGUAACAAUAUGGCCUUAAAUUCUCAGUAGAUACUUACAAUGACUUUUUUGCAUUUUGUCUUUGGAUAUUGAAAAAUGUUACAUGUUUUUGAAACUUUUUUUGAGCCAACACCGUAGCUGCUUUUUAAUUUUUUCACAGGAGUGGAACAUUAUUGCUUAGUUUAUUUACUAUUUGGCAUUUAUAUGAAGAUUUUGAACAUUAUAAUUUCAAUAACAAACAACUUACGCAGAAUGGAUAUGUAGGGCGAUGUCAGAAUAUGUGACAAAACUUGUUCUGUAACUGUAAAUCACUUAACUGGAAAAAUUGUUUUUUAAUGGAUAACCUACGUUUAUUAACAUAUAGUACAUAGAAAACAGCCAAACUUGAAACUUAACACGUUUAGUACCAAAAAAUUCAAAUUGCUUUGAAAACUAAUGGUAGGAAUAAAAGAUAAAAAUUGUGUUCUUGAAGUAAUUCAAUGAUUGUUGGAUUUUGUAUUCUACAGACAGUCACUAAAUUACAUUUGUGCCACUUGUAAUGGGCCAAAACCCUUUUGUAAUGUUAAAAGAAAUUUUAAUUUGUUUUAAAAAUAAUAGAUUUAGCUGUGAUACAAAUGUUUUAUGCUCAUUGUCACAGGGGAAGGUGGGACCAAGUACGCUUCACCACUUUGAGCGUUCAUGAAAAUUCAAUUACUUUGUGACAUCUUUCAUGUUGUUGCAGAUAACUGACAGCGUUAAAAGCGCAGUGGUGUCAUCAUAUCACUAGUCAGUACAUGUUGUUAAUGAAAGAAAAGUUAUAGCAAGAAAAUAGCCUCAAAUUCGAUGCAGCACGAACAUAGAUAAAUCUUACAUUCUCCCUACUUACCUUUGCAACACUUGCCCCCCCCCCAAAAAACACUAAAUGCAAUAAAUAAGGGUGAAACAAGACUUCACGUAUUGCUGAUAUGUAUACAAUGCCAUGUACCUUACUGCAGAGGUACCCUUCAAUCCAAUAUAAUAUACAUUUAAAAUAAUGUACAGCAUUUCUUUUAUUGAUAUCAAAACAACUCUGAUACUGAUGUGAAAUUAUCCACUAUUUUUGUUGAAUUAUGUUACUAGGAUCUCUGUUCCUACAAACAUCUUUUUAAAACUUUUUUUUGUUCUUAAUUUGUUUUGGCAUCAGCUAUGAUUUCAGUAAUUGUUUUGAAAUUAAGGAUUAUGUUUAUCUUUUUGUUACUAAAAAUUACUAUUUAAAAAGUUUUAAGAAGUUAAUAUUAUUGACAGUGGCUAAUGUAUGUUAAAAAGGCAUGUACCAAUUCAAAUCUUGUAAUUAAGUACAAUUUGGGUAGUCUUGUUGAACAGUGAUUUUCAAAAUCUAUUGUGCUUUGAAUGUUUAACACCAAAUAUAUUGCUAUAUACUUUGUACGCAGUAUCGUACAAACUGUUUUCAUGAGAUCUUAUAUUGUCUAUCUACAAAAGUAUUACACAUUAUUUUAACACUGAGUAAAGAAAACUAAAUUAGGUACAAUUGAUACUUGCUUUUCUUACAUUAUUUUGUGUAGACAGUCAUUGGCACCAGUGAAUUUGUACAUUGAUUAUCUUAAUGAAUGCUAAAACAACAGUCAUCAUUGCCUUUCUUUUAUACCUCACACUCUCGGUAUCUUAUAUGACAGUAUAAUUAAAUCGUAUACCAUUGUGCCAUCUCAAAGAUAUGAGGAAUAACUGACACAGUCUACAUUAUAUCUGAGAUAUAGUACAGAUAACUGGAUGGUUGUUGAACACUGAAAUAUAUAUUUCAAUGGUUGCCAAAUUUUUGUGUUGUUGCUAACAUACUUAAGAGCAUUUUAAAGGCUUAUCAAAUCAUAAUCCAUACAAGUUCCCAUAACAGAACAACUAUCACAUUGAAGCCCUGAAAUCUAUGCUUUGGAAUAACUCAAAAUCAGCAAUUACUACGCCAGAAAUCUAGGCUGGCUUUUGGUUGUUACCAAACAGAAAACUCUGGUAAUAGUUUCUGUGGAGUGUAAACUAGUUGACUUUCAGGUUGAUGACCUAUCACUUGAACUAGUUUAUGGAAAGAUCGUCAACAUGAAAUAAUUUUUAUUUUCUCACCCUAUUUCCAGCAUUUUCUGAUUUUAUUUCAGAUUUUCAGCUACUGCAAUAUUUGCUUUUUGAUUUGGCAUUGCCAGUUUUCAUUUAAAUAAGGAAAACAUAAUUUAUCUCGACCCACUGAGAAACGUGCUUUCUCGUAUCAAACUUUACGUUGUUUCUUUCGGAACUGAAUUUGCAUUCAUGCCUAGAAUACAAUAAAAGAAACUGAUCACGGAAAUUAUCCGCAGUAGAUCUGAUCCUAGAUGUGCUAUGGAAUGCAAGGCAAUAUCUCAGCUAAGAUGAAGCAAAAUAAAAAAAUUCUAUAAGUGCCAGCCUAAAAUUAGUGUAUUUCCUUUUUUUCCAUCUUUGUGUUCUCCCAUUUUUAUUAAUAAAUGGGUGAUAAUAGAACUUGCAGUUGUGAGAUAAGUAAAUGUUUCCCCUUUCCCACCAAGGACAUGCUGAGUACUCUCCAGUUAGAUAUAGUACAAAUUGCUUCCUGCCAACUGUAACAAAUGGCUUCCUUAUACUGCUGUAAUAAUGUACCAGAUUGCCCUUUCCUGAUUCUGUUAUAAAUUCUGCUUGUCAAGCUACCACUAAUGUAGUGACUAUUGCCAUCAUCUAAGAUAGUUUAACUCUCAGGCACAAUGCCAGUCAAAUUGCUAAGAUAAUAAAUCAAAGAUAACUUGAUAGUCACAAUUUAUUUAAUUGACCUCUCUAUUGAUGAUGUUGCAAAUAGUUGAUGGUAAUGUGCCAAACGAAUAAACCGAUUUUUAUUCACUUUGAAAUAAACAUUUUUCAUUUGUAAUUCUUUCUAUUAACAGGCAGGCUUACCUUAGUAAGGGGAAAAAAAUUAUGCUAUGACUUAGGUGGUCUUUUUCUGACUUUUUCAAAAGGAAAGGAAAAAGAAGGAAGCAAGUCACUCAAAUGGUAGUUACACUCAAACAGGAUAUCCACCGAUACCUCCUGGCAUAGUUGUGGGAGGAGAAAAUACUAUCGUGGACUGAAUUGUGGAAUCUGUCUUGUGUUUCUAAGCAUCUAUACUCCUUAGUUCGGAAAAUUCAAGCUAAAUUAUUCCUUAGGUAGCACAAAACCUAUUUUAGCCAAAUGGCAGAAGUGCAUCUUGCUGCACCAAUCUGUGAAUUUCUUAUGAAACUCAAAAACUUUAAUUAAUAUUUUAGUCAAGGUGGGUAAAUAAAUGUGAGUGAUCAGCUUGUUUUCCCUAACGUGUUGUUGAAAAAUGGCUAUUUUGGCCAAUAAGAGUCCAGAUCAGAUGUGGUUACAAUUUUAUUUUGUAACAAAUUGUUUUUUCCUCUCUCCCCAGCUAUGGAAUGAAGUUUAAUAAUCUCUCGAUGCAGUGAUAUAACCAUUUUAUCAGUAACUUCACCGACAUAAUUUUAUUUUCAAAUUUGGUAAAAUAUCAACCAUGGUACCAAACAGUACGUCUUAAAACCAUUAUCAUUGUAUGAAUAUCAUAAUCCCCUUAUAUGGUCAACAUAAAAUUGUUUUCACGUGUAUUAUUGCUUUCUCACAGUAGCUGAAGUGAUACUGAAUGUUUUUUAGGGAGUUCUAAAUUUAUUGCUUCAAUCUAAUCCCUACACGACUGAUUUAUUUAUAUGUUAAAUUUCGUGUCAGAGUGAAAAUUAUAUUCCUUGUGGGAGUAACUUUAAGAUUUCUGAGAAUCCAAAUAUAAUUAUGAUAAAUUACACAGAGAACAGGCAACAGAUUUCCAAAACUGCAUAUUUAUACGUUUAGUAGGACCUGCCAAUGCUGGAGUCAGAGAUGAUAAGGCGUGGAG